Molecule: messenger RNA, 925 nt
Organism: Fusarium redolens
Lineage: Eukaryota; Fungi; Ascomycota; Sordariomycetes; Hypocreales; Nectriaceae
Exons: 3
Coding region: 92-568 (158 amino acids)
Cellular component (GO): mitochondrial large ribosomal subunit
Molecular function (GO): structural constituent of ribosome
Source: RefSeq, a predicted model, not a curated record
GAUUGGAGAGCUUCAAAUUGGUGAUCGUUCUUUCUAUCUCUAGGGCAUGCAACUGAUCGCCCUCCAGCACGGCAGAUCAUAGCAGAUCAUCAUGGCAUCAACAUCACAGUUCAUCGGGCUUGCGAAGUCGCUGCCCGCGCCCUUGCAGCGCUUCUUCGCCCGCUAUCCUCCCGCCGCCAUCCUCCCCGAAAACGCCCCAAAGACCCGAUACCAGGAGGACAGGCCGAACCCUUUUCGCUUCUACAAGCACCCCGUGACAGGGAAAUGGCAGGACCCUGUCUACUCGCAGCGUCGCCAGGCUGAGCUGGUCAAGAUGGCCCGUGAGAACGGCGUCGAGGAUCUGCUCCCAGAAACACGAAAGGGCACUGAGUACCAGCUAGCUCAUCGGGUUGAGCAUGGUUUGAGAGUCAAGGGUACUGGUGUGGGACAGAAGGUCAAGGGUCAUAUCCACGAACGACAUAUGAUUGCAAAGAUGGAGACGAGAAGAAAAGCCAUGUUGGAUAUGCCCAGUCUUAUCAAGCGCUGGAAGAGGGUGGGCAAAUAUGGUUGGACCAAGUUCCCCAAAUAAACAAGAAGACGAGAGAUGGAAUGGCUACUUUGGCGCGCCCUGUACAUUCACCAUGUAUUUCUAUGUACAACAAUAUCAGCAACCGUCUUGUCGAAGAACGAUUCUGCUUUCAAGAUCCAGCCUCCUGUUCGUAAAAAUCAAACCAUCCAACUGCCAUUGGGUCUGAAAGUUUUGAGACAUGAAUUCCCUAUCUUCUACAGCAACUAACACUGAUAUGGCUCUCAUUUCUCCACGCAACCUAGAUGUCUGCCAUUUCGCAAUAUCUCUAUCCAUCAUCUGGUUAUAUGCGUAUCACGUGAUAUCGAAUAUUGAAGCCUUCAACUUUUUGGUUGUCCAGAAUUCACUUCAUAAACGCAC